AUGUCUACACCGCCUAACAACGGAGCGGCAUCUAAGUCCAGCGACCCCCUCAAACGGGUGGACCUUGACGGACACGAUCUUCCUCCUUCUCCCGCGCCGUCUAGUCCUCGCAACGGUCGUCGUCGCUAUGCCCUCGCCACGGAGCUGGUCUACACUGACAGCAACGACCAGUAUGGCGCAUCCAGCAUCCCCAUCUACCAGUCCGCCACCUUCAAGCAGACCAGUGCCACUGGUGGUGGGGAGUACGACUACACCAGGUCCGGCAACCCGACUCGCACUCAUCUUGAGCGCCACCUGGCCAAGAUCAUGAAUGCCACGAGGGCUCUGGCUGUCGGCUCCGGCAUGGGUGCUUUGGAUGUCAUUUCCCGCUUGUUGCGCCCCGGCGAUGAGGUGAUCACCGGCGAUGACUUGUACGGAGGCACCAACCGCCUUCUCACUUACUUGGCUUCCAACCAGGGUAUUGUUGUUCACCAUGUGGACACUACCAAUGUGGAGAACAUUCGUCCUGUCAUCUCUGAAAAGACGGCCAUGGUUCUGCUGGAGACCCCGACGAACCCUCUUAUCAAGGUCGUCGACAUCCCCUCCAUUGCUAAGCUUGUUCACGAGGCCAACGAUAAGGCUUUGGUUGUCGUGGACAACACCAUGCUCUCGCCAAUGCUCCUGAACCCCCUGGAUAUUGGUGCAGACAUCGUAUACGAGUCCGGAACAAAGUAUUUGUCUGGACACCACGACAUCAUGGCUGGUGUAAUUGGUGUCAACGAUACCGAGAUUGGCAACAAGCUGUACUUCACCAUCAACUCCACUGGGUGCGGCCUGUCGCCUAAUGACUCUUUCUUGCUUAUGAGAGGCAUCAAGACACUUGCUAUCCGCAUGGAGAAGCAGCAGGCCAACGCUCAGCAGAUUGCUGAGUUCCUUGAGUCCCAUGGUUUCAAGGUCCGAUACCCGGGACUCAAGUCGCACCCCCAAUACGACCUGCACUGGUCUAUGGCACGAGGUGCAGGUGCUGUUUUGUCGUUCGAGACCGGCGACGCGGCGCUUUCGGAGAGAAUCGUCGAAGCCGCUAAGCUGUAUAGUAUCAGCGUUAGCUUCGGCUGUGUAAACAGCCUUAUCAGUAUGCCCUGCCAGAUGAGCCACGCCAGCAUCGACGCCAAGACCCGGAAGGAGAGGCAGAUGCCGGAAGACCUCAUUCGCUUGUGCGUGGGCAUCGAGGACGCAACGGACUUGAUUGAAGACCUCUCGCGAGCUCUUGUUCAGGCCGGUGCGGUCAACGUGACCUUGGACGGGUUUCACGCGACUGAGGCUGUCCAGCAGGCUUGA
Colletotrichum abscissum is the source of this 1317-nucleotide messenger RNA. Its product is annotated as cystathionine beta-lyase. Gene Ontology annotation, cellular component: cytoplasm. Gene Ontology annotation, biological process: 'de novo' L-methionine biosynthetic process; transsulfuration. Gene Ontology annotation, molecular function: pyridoxal phosphate binding. The coding region runs from base 1 to 1317 and encodes 438 amino acids. Lineage: Eukaryota; Fungi; Ascomycota; Sordariomycetes; Glomerellales; Glomerellaceae. The record is from RefSeq and is a predicted model, not a curated record. The transcript is spliced from 2 exons.